Molecule: messenger RNA, 258 nt
Organism: Prunus armeniaca (apricot)
Lineage: Eukaryota; Viridiplantae; Streptophyta; Magnoliopsida; Rosales; Rosaceae
Source: the annotation of a GenBank genome assembly
AUGAUGGUGGAUGCCCCCUUCGUGAUAGAGAUUUUGUUGAAGUUAUGUGGUCACCGUUUUAACCCAUUAGGAGUGGAUGACCACAAUAACAUCUCCAGCAAGUCCUGGAUAAUAAAUUAUAUUAUGCCAGACAUGCUCAAGUUGGAAAAUCAAGUGUCGUUUUGCAUCCUUGAGGAUCUUCUUGAACUACAGAGAAUCGCAGCAGCUGCUAUAAGUAACAUUACUUAUGUCAUUCCUUCGAUGAUGAACCUCGGCUAG